Leopardus geoffroyi (Geoffroy's cat) is the source of this 2717-nucleotide messenger RNA. It is a transcript of the gene TSPAN17, whose product is annotated as tetraspanin 17. NCBI's taxonomy places the organism in Eukaryota, Metazoa, Chordata, Mammalia, Carnivora, Felidae. The transcript is spliced from 9 exons. Gene Ontology annotation, biological process: protein localization to plasma membrane; protein maturation; regulation of vascular endothelial growth factor signaling pathway. The record is from RefSeq and is a predicted model, not a curated record. The coding region runs from base 277 to 1122 and encodes 281 amino acids. Gene Ontology annotation, cellular component: membrane.
UAGAGGCGGGGCUCCGAGGGCACUGAGUAGGACGGAGGCGGAGUCAGGCCUAGAGGCGGCGGGGCUUUGAGGGGACUGAGCGGGCUGGGAGCUGGGCGGUCGGGGCGCCGGGGGCGGUCCCUGUGGGGCGGGCGGGACCCGACCGGCUCUCUGUGUGGCCGCGGCCAUGAAGCCGCAGCCGCCGGGCUAGGCCCCGGGCGGCUCUAGCCCAGGGCGGCCCGUGGAGGGGCGGGCCAGCCCCAGCUCCGGUCCCAGGCCGGCGGGCGACUGCUCACCAUGCCGGGCAAGCACCAGCACUUCCAGGAACCCGAGGUCGGCUGCUGCGGGAAAUACUUCCUGUUUGGCUUCAACAUUGUCUUCUGGGUGCUGGGAGCCCUGUUCCUGGCCAUUGGCCUCUGGGCCUGGGGUGAGAAGGGCGUUCUCUCUAACAUCUCAGCGCUGACAGAUCUGGGAGGCCUCGACCCCGUAUGGCUGUUUGUAGUGGUUGGAGGUGUCAUGUCAGUACUGGGCUUUGCUGGCUGCAUCGGGGCCCUCCGGGAGAACACCUUCCUGCUCAAGUUUUUCUCCGUGUUCCUCGGCCUCAUCUUCUUCCUGGAACUGGCAACAGGGAUUCUGGCCUUCGUAUUCAAGGACUGGAUUCGAGACCAGCUCAAUUUCUUCAUCAACAACAAUGUUAAGGCCUAUCGGGACGACAUUGACCUCCAGAACCUCAUUGACUUUGCUCAGGAAUAUUGGUCUUGCUGCGGAGCCCGAGGGCCUAAUGAUUGGAACCUCAAUAUCUAUUUCAACUGCACUGACUUGAACCCGAGCCGGGAGCGCUGCGGGGUGCCCUUCUCCUGCUGUGUCCGGGACCCUGCGGAAGAUGUCCUCAACACCCAGUGUGGCUACGAUGUCCGGCUCAAGCUGGAGCUGGAGCAGCAGGGCUCCAUCCACACCAAAGGCUGUGUGGGCCAGUUUGAGAAGUGGCUGCAGGACAACCUGAUCGUUGUGGCUGGGGUCUUUGUGGGCAUCGCCCUCCUCCAGAUCUUUGGUAUCUGCCUGGCCCAGAACCUUGUGAGUGACAUCAAGGCAGUGAAGGCCAACUGGAUCAAACAUGAUGAUGGCUACAAACUACUCAAAUAAACAAAACCUUGAAAACCACUGGCUUACACCCACCAUCUCGGAGGUUCUGUCAGCGGCAGGGCCUCAGCAGUACUCUCCACCUGGGGCCCUGGCCCGGAUGCACCCUGCCAGCGUGUUUUCUUGGCCUAGGCAGUGUAUACAAUUGAGCCAACCUUUAAAACUUGGUAUAUUUCACAUAAAAGUCCAGCUCCCCAGCAUCUUGUGAAGAAUGGCCAUCUGGCCACAACGGCUCUUCAGUGGCAUCAUCUCCUGGGACAUAUGCUUCCCGUUCUCUGCCUGGCGUGUUCUGCUCACCUAAGUGCCCUGCCUGACCCUGUAGGCUGGGAGUUGGCCUCCCCCACCUCUGCAGGGUUUUCCCCUGCAAAUGCUGCGAGGCUGCUGUGGGCCAAGCCCGGAUUGAAGCAUGUGAGUGAGAAGAAUGGGGAGGCUGGAGCCUGCCCCGAAGAGGCCACAGCCUGGGAGGGGUCUGGUCCUCCUGGGGACUAAGAUGGGUGCCAGCAUGCCCAGGAGAGGGGCCGAGGGGUGGGAUGGAGAUUGGGAAGGGUUUGGGAAGGAGUAGCUGGAAGCCUGAGCUUGGCACCCAUGGGGAUAGGGGGAGCCAGGUUUGGGGGCCAUUGAUGGUUUUGACUCCUAGGCUCCCUUGGAAUCCAGUUCAAAAAUCUUCCUGGUGGCCUGCAGAGCUGCUUCAUGGCCACCAGAGUGCGCAUCAGCACAGCAUUACCUGCGUCCAGCUUUCCUAGGGCAACCUCAUCCAAGGUACAGCCCUGUGCCUGGUGUGUCCACCCUGCUUACUAGCUCUUUGGGGUUCAGGGAAUUUAUAGACUUCUAAAGGAGUAAAACGGCUCAGAUUUGGGAAGUCUGGCUGCUGCUUUCAGAUCUGCACAAAGGGGGUAUAUGGAGUGACUGUCCAUCCCCCUGCAUUUGUGGAUGAAAGGAGAGGUUUGGGCUAGUUCAUAGAUCUCUAACUUAGAUGCCCUCAGGGCCAGGUGGGUUAUAAAAAUAAAUAAAGUGGGCCUUUGCGUUGUGAGGCCUUUGUAGUGCAACUUUGAUUUUUCCCACUAUUACUGGAGAUGGGACACAGAGACCGCUUUGUAAUGAGAAAUAUUUGCAUGAUUGAGUCGCUAAUGGCAACUGGCUUUGAGUUACAAUGGGUGUGGUGGGGACUGUGGCAAAGCCAGUUUCCCACCUGAAAUUCGUGGCUGUCAUUCAGCUCUAGCUAAUUACUGUAAAGUGGGAAUGUGGGUCUAAUGUGAGACAUCUGGAGAAGCCAAAGAGCCAGAGUUUUAUGUGAAAUAUCUUAAUUUUUAAGUUGUUGGCAACUAAUGAAAAAACGUUUUGAACGCUGCUAGCCAAACAAAAGGUGUGGGGGCCAGCUUUGGGCCCUGUGCCACUGUGGAUCCCUCUGGAGCAGUCACCAGUGGGUCUCUGGCCGCUCUGCGGUUCAGGCCUUCUGGGAGCUGCUGCAGGUGGGCGGGGUGUAGGUCAUGUGCCCAGCACUGUGGCUCCCAGAUGCAGGCUGGACUGUGUCCUCAGGCCUCCGAAAGACACAGGUGGCGGGUGGUUUAUACAUGCUACAAUAAAUGCAGCUCACGAUA